Messenger RNA from Fukomys damarensis (Damara mole-rat), 944 nucleotides. It is a transcript of the gene Nenf, whose product is annotated as neudesin neurotrophic factor. Lineage: Eukaryota; Metazoa; Chordata; Mammalia; Rodentia; Bathyergidae. Gene Ontology annotation, cellular component: endomembrane system; membrane. The transcript is spliced from 6 exons. Bases 1 to 582 code for a protein of 193 amino acids. The record is from RefSeq and is a predicted model, not a curated record.
AUGGAGCGAUGCAGGUGUAAGCAAGGCCUCAACCCAGGCCUCCGCGUUAGGGUCUGUGUCUUUGGGGACGACCCUGAGCUGGAGCAGGGCAUGGCCACCUGUCCAUCCGGGUCGGGGGCCCAGCUGGAUGGUUGCCAGCAGGACGCUGCGGGGCCCCCUCCCCCGAUCUGUGAUGAUCUCCUGCAGGAAGUGCACUGCUCCUACAGGUUAACUUCAGAAUGCCUUGGUAGCAACAGCCGGGAAGAUCAGCCCAUCUACUUGGCGGUGAAGGGAGUGGUGUUUGAUGUCACUUCCGGAAAGGAAUUUUACGGGCAAGGAGCCCCCUACAAUGCCUUGACCGGGAAGGACUCCACCAGAGGAGUGGCCAAGAUGUCACUGGACCCUGCAGACCUCACUCAUGACACUGCGGGGCUCACGGCCAAGGAGCUGGAGUCCCUGGAAGAGGUCUUCACCAAGGUGUACAAAGCCAAGUACCCCAUCGUCGGCUACACGGCCCAGAGGAUCCUCAACGAGGACGGCAGCCCCAAUCUGGACUUUAAGCCUGAAGACCAGCCCCAUUUUGACAUCAAGGAUGAGUUCUGAUGUCUCGCUGUGGGGUGGCUUUCUGGGCGGGUGAGGUUGGGACAGGCACUAAAUCUCCUACAGAACAGGCUGCCUGGAGGUGUCAAGUCACCCGGAUCUGAAUAAAGCAGACUUUCACCAGAACAGCAGCUGCCUUUUCGUCCUCAUCAGGAGCUCUGUCCACCCCAGUGUCCCUGCCCACACACCGGCAGGGUCCUCAUCAUAGCCCCAGCCAGAAACCUCCGAAUGGCAGCAUCUGGGCCCUAGAUUUUGAGUGACCUUUGUUUCUUCUUUAUACUUUUCUGUACUUGCCAGAUUUUUUACUGCGGUCCCAUUUAUACUGAGAACAAAAAUAAACUUCCUGUUGAAACAAAGAGAAUCCU